AACAAGCACAAACAUCGAGAGAUGAAACACUGAAAGAGCCAGCCCCGAAGAGACCGCGACUUUCCAUCACACCAGAAACACUUUUAUUUCCUCCUCCUCGUGACUGGCAGCAGUUUGAAAAGUUUGGACACGUGACAAAGGCCUUCCUGGAGGACAAGCGAUUCAGCAGCCACUACCACCGCGGGAUCUUCAGCUGCGAGGAUCUGAUCCACCUCUGGAGGAGCUGCUGGUGUUUGCCAAACUGGAGAGUGAGGAGGGUCCAGAGACCUGGUUGAUGCCGAGUGUCCUGAGACAUGUGGCGGAGGAGAAGGUAAAGGAAGUGUGCGUGUCGGCCGGUCCCCUAGUGGUAGACUUCCCCGACGGAGGUCCCCAGAACGGAAUCUUCUGCUCACUGAUGGCCCACGUCCUGUCUCCCCAGCACCCUCACCCCCACCCCUGGAAACUCUGCCUCUCCUCCAACCUGCCAAAGUGUUUGUAUCGCGACUGCAUCCAGUUUCAUGUUCCAGAUUUCGGUUCCGUCACUCUGGUGGAUCGCUUCCAGUACUUCGAGGCCCACGUCUCAGACACCACCAACAAGGAAGAAGAACAGAAACUAUGGCAACACGUCGGCAAAUCCAUCUUCAACGGAAUUGAAAAGGUGUCGGACAUGCUGGGCUACUCCAACAACAAGCCACGGCCAGCCAUCAUCUGUCCAAAGAGCCACUCAGACAAGGCCCACACAGCCUACAUCAAGGAUGGAAAAUGGAACUGCACCAGUGACAUGAUAAUUCGCGGCACUUUGGCAGAAAUGGACAACUUUCCAUGCUGGUUUGCAAAACCAUGCGAGGAGCAGUCUGCAGUGUCAGUGUUAUCCAGUGAGCCAUCAGCCAUUGCCGAGCCACCCAGAGCCACUUUAGAUGCCCGCACAGCACUCCACUGCAGACACACAGCAGUCCACUGCGGACACACAGCAGUCCACUCCAGACACACAGCACUCCAUUCCAGACACACAGCAGUCUACAGAGUCCCAGUCACUGCCUCAGCCCAGCUACCACUCCACUUUAGGGGACCAGAUACCAGUUAUAAGUCCAGUGGCCACAUUGAAACAGUAUCCAGUACUUUUGGUGAUUCGAAAGAAGUGGAUACUUGUGUCUUAGAAAUUGGUGAAAUGCCAGUACCGGGACCAACAGCAACACUCUCUGAAGACCUCUGUUUUCCUAGUAUCUCAGCUAUUUCUCCUCAGGGAACUCUGGCCACCUGCAGAAAUCUCAUGGUGUUUCCUCCCUCAGUGAGAGAGAAGAAUCAGAGAAAACGGUUCCAAUCUACUGUGGAGAGUGUCCUAUACCAGAAUGUAUGACUCAAACCUCCACCCUGUAUGACUGCACUAAUAAGGGAAUGACGUAUGUUGAUGAAACCAAUGACGUCAUUUUGGAAAUCCCAGAGGGAGCCAUUCCUGAGGAAGAGAGACUCACGGUUGAUGUUGGAGUGGCUCUCUUUGGCCCAUUCCAGUUCCCAGAAGGUCUUAGACCUGUGUCUCCUGUGUUCUGGGCCUGUGUUCGUGACAAUAGCAAAUUCCAGUUCUUGAAACCAGUCACAGUCACUAUCCCUCACUUCCUUGAUCUUGACAAUGAGGACAAAAUGGAAUUUCUGGGCCUCACUUUCCUGAAAGCACACCACAACAAAAACUCUGCGGGACUGUAUGAAUUCCAGCCAUUAACAGAGGGCGAAAUGGACUUUAACACUCUCAGAACACAUGGCAUUCUUGGAACCUCGCAUUUUUGCAGUCUCUGUCUUGCUGCAAAAUUCAUACCAAGGAGUACAGAGUUUUGCAUCACAUCUGUUGUUCCACAUUGUCCAGGUCCAGUUGGUAAGAAUGUCGGGGGUUGUUUCUUUGUUACCUUUCUCAAUCUGAAGACUUGUCUCGAAAAAGUUGAAACUCUGAUUAAUAAAAUGUACAGAGAGGGAUACAAGACGCGGAGGGUGCCCUUUAGGUUCAAAAGUGACACAGAAGAUCCUGCACUUGAGAUGACCUUCUCUCAACCAAAACAUGGUCAAAUUGGAUGGAAAGGAAGGGACACGGUUUUUCGUAGCGAAGUGGAUUUCUUUGUGAAGGACAAUAUUUCUGAGGGGGAACUACAGUGUCUGCAGAGUGAUGAGUUUUAUCCUCCACGAUUUGAAGUGUUCUUUGCCUCUUUCAAGGAGAAUGCAACACUCAGUGAUGGCCAGAUUACCUUCAGUGGAGCCACUAGUGGCAUCAAGUUCAACUUAGACUUGGACCUACCUGACUUUACAAGUCCUCCUGUUACCUCUCCUGCAGGCAAACAGCAGCAGUCCACAGUGUCAGAGCAGCCCAGUCACCACUACACACUCCCAGCCACCUCCUACACUUCCCAACAGUCCACACUAGAUAUUGAUGACAUUUUGAUGUGGUAUCUGAACUGGAUGACGUGGCUCACAUGUGGAAGUCACUGGGAGGAGCUCUCAGACUACGACAGCCUCGACCUCGAUAGAAUCAAAGCUGAUCACCAACAAGACUCUAGGAGCUGUCUGGAAAAGAUGGUGACCAUGUGGCUGAACCAGUCUUACAACACGGAGCGUUUCGGACUGCCUUCAUGGAAGAUGUUGGUGGAGGCAGUGGCCCAUCGCAAUGGGGGGAACAACAACGCCCUUGCCAUACACAUUGCCACCAAGUACAAAGGUCAGUGUGAGAGAGAUGUAUAUACAUCUGUCCAUACUCACAGUGACCAGUACAAUGCUACCUUUGGUGCACUCUAGAUAGAGAUAUUAUUGCCAC
Molecule: messenger RNA, 2773 nt
Organism: Geodia barretti
Lineage: Eukaryota; Metazoa; Porifera; Demospongiae; Tetractinellida; Geodiidae
Source: the annotation of a GenBank genome assembly